GGGGGACUCGCCAUGUUUUGCAUGUAACAUUCAAAUACCCUGAUCGUGUUUAAACAAUUAACAAGGGUCUAUUGGAGUCGUGGGAAUACGGUUUUAUAAUUCAUUGAAUGUUCUUUGUUUACCACCUGUCCUAAUGGGACGGGAAAACAGAAUGGAGAUGUCUCAUUUUUCCCCAUCCUACUUCGUGUGUGUAUUCCGUGUAAUAAGUGGAGGUUUAUAAAUUAUUCUUAUCUUUUUCAGGCACUCUGAGAUUAUCUCGCAACCCAGCUCUCUCCCAUAACAACAGGAAACAGUCUUCUUCGUCUCUUCUCUCCUCUGUUUCCAUCACAAACCUUCCUCUCCCCCCUCCUCCUAUUCCUCCCUCUCACUCUUCUCCCACUCGCGCUCCUGGGAGCUUAAGAGCAAAACCACGAGCCGCGUCAUCAGCGACAUCUGUGACGUCAUUUUCACAUCCAGCGAAAUGGAGGUACGAGCCGAAUGUGCCGGUCAACUCGGCACGUUUUGAAGAUCAGGGACCAUUACCGGCUAUACCAAGCCUCAGAAGCAGAUGUAACAGCAAUCCUAGUUAUGUGAAUAAGGCAAGACCUGGGAAACCCAUAAGAGAGAUGACGUUCGACAGUUUACGUUCGGCUUCUUCAAACACAAAACGUAGAAGACCAAUCAACACAAUGCUUGAGAACUUCGGCCAUAAAGUACCGAUGGAAAUCCAUGAGACGAAUACUGAGGCAAGUCAAACAACACAAGUCGCUACGUGCGUGGCUGAUCAAGAUUGUUCAUUGGCAGGAAGUGAUUGUGAUGAGAAUACGAAGUCUCGACCCAAAGGCGCCGAACAACGCGACGACUCGACCGACCCGACUGUUACGUCACAAGCGGAGGGUAGCGAUACCGGGAAUUCACCUGUUUAUACGAAAGUGAAUUUGGAGUCGAGGAAGAGUCACGUGACAGCGAGUGCUGGGUCUGAAGAGGUCUCAGUUUAUCAUAAACUUGAUUAUGUGACGGGGGAUGUGGCGACUAGUAGAGUUAGCUUCGUACGAAAGUCACCGGGACCGGAACGGAAUAAAUCUGUUGAUUAUUUUCAUGAAGUUUUAUUGCGUUGGGGUCCAAAGCUCCCCGAAGAUGGUGACUACGAUCACCUCGAUAGCGACUUUAGCGGCCGUUUCAGGAUCACGCACAAAUUGAGACGACCAACUGACGUCAACGGGAAAUCCCCAGAGGAGGAACACAAAUCAAAACCGACGGUAAAAAGUAGAAGUUUGUUCAAUGUUGGGAACAGUAAUAAGAAAGAGAAGCCAAGAUUAAAGAAAACGACGAUUUAAUGACGUUGUUGAUAAAUAAAUGAACAGUUUAUCGGAUGUUUUAUUCGUACACCUUCUUUGAAAUAAAAUAUCAAAUGUGUGAUUUGGGGUUAUUUGAUUAAGUAUUAAAUAAGCUUAACAAAACGUGUAUUAGCAUGGGAUUGGCAACAAUAGAUAAGUCACUUAAAUUUCCAUUCAUAGAAAUUUAAAUGACCAAACCAACCAAAAGUCAGGUCUGCUUAUCCACACACUACAAUAGCUUUAGAAACUUGACUGUGGGCAUGUGAGUGGCAACCAUGGAUAAGUCACUAUAGUUGUAAAUAACUGGACCAACCAAAAGGUUUUUAAAAAAUAAAACCUUUACUUUAGAAAACUUAGUAAACCACAUAAACCAAACUAUUACAUGAAAGUUUUGUAUUUUGAUAUCAAAGCAAUUAUACAAUAUAUACAACAGAGUGAAACUGUAAUGGGGGCCAGCGUAUACAAGAUACAAAGAUAAGCAAGCGACUAUUUACAGCAUAAAAAUAUUAACAAAUAUACAAUAAUGUACAGGUUUCUUCUACAUGGCUUUUGGUUAACUAGUUUGAUAUUUCUUUCAAAAAUGCUUUCCAGUUUUGGAGUUUUAGAAAUGGCGGAAGACUUUUGUAAUGUUGUGUCGUGGAAUUCCUGAUGGCAUUUUUAAUUUUCUGAUGACGUAUUUAAUUUUCUGAUGACGUAUUUUUAAUUGCUCAGGACGUUGUUUCUUUUCAUUGUUACGCUUGAUCUUAGAUAGAUUGUGACAUCAUAAAUCCAUUGUUUUGAAAUAUCCCAUCCAAUUGUUACGUCAUAUAGAUAUCAUUGUGACAUGAGAUUCCAAACUCGAUGUGAAGAAAUCACAACAGCGAGUUUUAUUUAUAAGAUUUCGCGAAACUUUUUGUUUGUUACGUCACAGUUCGCACCAAUGCUACAUGUUUGUUUAUAAGAUUUCAAUGUUUAUGUUCGUCGCGAUGUUCAAACAGCUUCUGUGACGUCACAGAAGCGACCGCUUUGAAGCGCGAUCGCUUCGCCAUAUUUGGAUAAAGUAUAAACGUGUUUCCAAUUGUUAGGAACACCAUAGACAAUUGUUAUUGUUCUGAUAAUUGGAAUCGGCAAAUCUCGGUGACCUCGAUUCGACUAUGACGUCACAGACGGUAAUUGGAAAUCGCCGUUUAGGGGAAAACAAAAUUUCGUGGUUUAGAAUUCGAGUUUUAGUUGAUAUUCGAGACAAGCAUUAUUAUUCUAUUAUGACGUCACUAAAAC
This is a messenger RNA of Ciona intestinalis (vase tunicate), 2573 nucleotides long. Lineage: Eukaryota; Metazoa; Chordata; Ascidiacea; Phlebobranchia; Cionidae. The record is from RefSeq and is a predicted model, not a curated record.